Molecule: messenger RNA, 6888 nt
Organism: Anoplopoma fimbria (sablefish)
Lineage: Eukaryota; Metazoa; Chordata; Actinopteri; Perciformes; Anoplopomatidae
Gene: srgap3
Product: SLIT-ROBO Rho GTPase activating protein 3
Biological process (GO): signal transduction; negative regulation of cell migration
Cellular component (GO): cytoplasm
Molecular function (GO): protein binding
Source: RefSeq, a predicted model, not a curated record
CUUACGCAUGUCUAUUCAUUUUUUUGGCCACAGAAGCUACAACAAGGACUUGACUGCUUGAAAACCUUCAUGCGACCCUCCGCUCUCUCCAUCAUGUUGUUAUUACAGUUUUGAGCUCGCUUGUGUGUUUUGUUUGUCUGAGUUGAGUGGUACCAGCAGGAGCAGGAGGAGGAGGAGGAGGGAAGAGGAGAGAAAAACCCCAGCAGGAGAAAAAAAAGAGAAAAAUGCAACAUUGGACUGCUGCUCGUGUGUUAUUUCUGCACCGAUAAGGCGACUCAAACUGCGCGGACUGCGCGAAUACAACACGUUUAAAGCUUUUGUUCUCUCCAAUGCUCGGCCACUAGAAGAGGAACAGAGGAAAGCGCUGCUACGCUGCAAGUCCGGGAUCAUCACCUUUUAAAGACCCCAAGACGGUGCUCGACCUGCAGGGUAGAUAGCCCUAAAAGCCCGAGGAGCGAUGUCAUCCACGAAAUUCAAGAAGGAUAAGGAGAUCAUAGCGGACUAUGAGACCCAAGUGAAAGAGAUCCGCAACCAGCUGGUGGAGCAGUUCAAAUGCUUGGAGCAACAGUCUGAAUCUCGUAUCCAGCUGCUGCAGGACCUGCAGGACUUCUUCCGCCGAAAAGCGGAGAUUGAACUGGAAUAUUCCCGCAGCUUAGAGAAAUUGGCCGAGAGGUUCUCCUCCAAGAUCCGAAGCUCCAGGGAACACCAACAGUUCAAGAAAGACCAGCACCUGCUGUCCUCAGUAAACUGCUGGUACCUGGUGCUGAACCAGACGAGGAGAGAGAGCCGGGACCAUGCCACCCUCAGCGACAUCUACACCAACAAUGUCAUUGUUCGCUUGGCCCAGAUCAGCGAAGACAUCAUCCGCCUGUUCAAGAAGAGCAAGGACAUUGGAAUCCAGAUGCACGAGGAGCUGGUGAAAGUGACAAAUGAACUUUACACUGUGAUGAAAACAUACCACAUGUACCACACUGAGAGCAUCAGUGCAGAGAGCAAGUUGAAGGACGCUGAGAAGCAGGAAGAGAAGCAGUUCAGCAAGUCCGGAGAUCUCAACGUCAACCUCCUGCGCCACGAUGACCGCCAACCAAGACGCAGCUUCGUCAGGAAAAUUGAGAAGAUGAAAGAGAAGAGGCAAGCCAAGUACUCAGAGAAUAAGCUGAAAUGCACAAAAGCCAGGAAUGACUAUUUGUUGAACUUGGCAGCAACAAACGCAGUUGUGGCAAAAUAUUACAUCCAUGACGUCUCUGAUAUGAUCGAUUGCUGUGACCUGGGCUACCACGCUAGCUUGGCACGCACCCUCAGGACCUACUUAUCUGCUGAGUAUAACUUGGAGACAUCACGCCACGAGGGACUGGAUAUCAUAGAGAAUGCGGUGGACAACCUGGAUUCCCGCAGUGACAAGCACAAGAUAAUGGAUAUGCAUAACCAGGUGUUCUGCCCUCCAAUGCGCUUUGAGUACCUGCCACACAUGGGAGAUGAGGUGUGCCAGGUGAGCGCCCAGCAGCCUGUCCAGACUGAACUCCUGAUGCGCUACCACCAACUGCAGUCUCGCUUAGCUACGCUAAAGAUUGAGAAUGAGGAGGUGAGAAAGACCUUGGAUGCCACCAUGCAAACACUGCAGGACAUGCUGACAGUAGAGGACUUUGACAUGUCGGAUGCCUUUCACCACAGCCGCUCCACUGAAUCCAUUAAGUCCGUGGCCUCCGAGUUCUACAUGAGCAAGCUGAAUGUAGCCAAGAGGAGGGCGAACCAACAGGAGACUGAAAUGUUUUACUUUUCUAAAUUCAAGGAGUUCCUGAAUGGCAGUAACCUCAUCAUUAAGCUGCAGGCCAAGCAUGACUUACUGAAGCAGACACUGGGCGAAGGGGAAAGGGCUGAAUGUGGAACUACAAGGCCACCCACCCUUCCCCCUAAACCACAGAAAAUGCGGAAGCCUAGGCCACGCUCCCAGUAUAACCAUAAGCUGUUUAACGGCAAUAUGGAGACCUUCAUCCAGGAUUCAGGUCAACCAAUCCCACUUGUUGUCGAAAGCUGUAUCAGAUACAUCAACCUAUACGGCCUGCAGCAGCAAGGCAUAUUUCGCGUGCCGGGGUCACAGGUGGAAGUCAAUGAUAUUAAGAACUCAUUUGAGAGAGGUGAGGAUCCCUUGAUUGAUGACCAGAAUGAGCAUGAUAUCAACUCAGUGGCUGGGGUGCUGAAGCUGUACUUCAGAGGACUGGAGAACCCCAUCUUUCCAAAGGAGCGCUUUCUGGACUUCAUCUCUACCAUCAAGCUGGAGUCUGGAGCUGAGAGAGCGCAUCACAUCCAGCAGAUUACUGUGACUCUUUCUCGCACAAUCAUAAUCGUCAUGAGAUACCUUUUUGCGUUUCUCAAUCAUCUCUCCCAGUACAGUGAUGAGAACAUGAUGGAUCCAUACAAUUUGGCAAUCUGCUUUGGUCCAACCCUGAUGCCUAUCCCAGACGGACAGGAUCCUGUAUCGUGCCAGGCCCAUGUUAACGAGGUCAUCAAGACCAUCAUCACCCACAAUGAACUCAUCUUUCCCAAUCAACGUGAGCUGGACGGCCCAGUGUAUGAAAAGUGCAUGACUGGGGGGGAGGAGUACUGUGACAGCCCACACAGUGAACCAGGAACUAUUGACGAGGCUGACAAUGGAACUGAACCACACACCAGUGAUGAAGAGGUCGAACAGAUAGAGGCCAUCGCUAAGUUUGACUACGUGGGACGUACUCCCAGGGAGCUGUCCUUCAAAAAGGGAGCCUCUCUGCUUCUGUAUCACAGAGCAUCUGAAGACUGGUGGGAGGGACGUCACAACGGGGUGGAUGGCCUCAUCCCACAUCAGUACAUUGUAGUACAAGACCUGGAUGAUGCUUUCUCAGAUAACCUCAGCCAGAAAGCAGAUAGUGAAGCGAGCAGUGGACCAUUGCUGGAUGAUAAGGCUUCAUCCAAAAAUGAUGUCCCGUCUCCAUGUGAACAAUCACCUGAUUACAACUUUGGAGGAGUAAUGGGGAGGGUGAGGCUACGGUCCGACGGAGCUGCCGUCCCUCGUCGUCGGAGUGGUACAGACACCCACAGCCCAACCAGAGUGGCUGACACUCCGCCAAGGGCCGCAGCCUGUCCCAGCAGCCCCCACAAGGUGUCCAUCAGCAAGGCUCGUAUUGAGAGCCCAGAAAAGAGGCGCAUUGGCACCUUUGGCAGUGCAGGAAGCAUCAACUACUCGGACAGGAAGGCCUAUCCUGAGGGCCACCCUCUGAGACCCGUGCCGGGGGCCACGCGUCACAGCAGCCUCGGGGACCACAAAUCACUGGAGACUGAAGCUCUAGCUGAGGACAUAGAGAAGACUAUGACUACAGCGCUCCAUGAGCUCCGUGAGCUGGAGCGACAGAACACCGUAAAGCAGGCUCCUGAUGUGGUCUUGGACACUCUGGAGCCCAUGAAGAACCCAAUAAGCUCUGAACCUGGCAGUCCUCUGCACACCAUUAUGAUCCGUGACCCGGAUGCAGCCAUGCGCCGCAGUAGCAGCUCUACCUCUGAGAUGAUGACCACCUUCAAACCGGCUCUCUCUGCACGGCUGGCUGGCGCUCAGCCGCCCCCACCCAUGAGGCCAGUGCGCCCUCCUCCUACUCAGCAUCGCUCGAGCAGCUCCAGCUCUUCAGGGGUCGGCAGUCCUGCUGUAACUCCCACUGAGAAGAUGUUUCCGACUAACAGUACAGCUGCUGCUUCUAACAUGAAUACGUCCAGUGAUGCUGGAGAUAAGUCUGGUACAAUGUAGCAGAGGUGGUAAGGCUGUAAAGCCUCCUAAUUGAGGGGAAAGCAUAUGAGAUAAGUGCUGAUAUGUGAAGGCAGAUAUGGAUAUUUUCCUCUCUGUUUUAUGCCUGACUUAAUUCAUAUAUUCAGGAAGCUCUUGAAGCGAGCCUUCAAUAUGUUACCAUGGUGAUAAAGCGGUGGAAGUAGCUGUAGAGGUGUGAUAGCGGAAAGCUCCACUCUCUUUGAAACUUGAUUUAAUUAAAAAAAUGUGUGUAAGAAUACAUACAUUCAGAUUUACCUCAGUUUCAAGAAAAAAAAAAACUGUGGCCAUGUUCUUAGCCCAGAGAUACAAUGAAUGCAAGUGAAGCAAUACUUGUGUGACAUUUAGUAUUAGUUUCCACACAGCACACGUUGUCCAGCCGAUGUUUCAGUCACUCCUGCUGAUGUGUAGGAAACACCUCAUCUGGACGGGUGACAUUCAGGCUUAAACACCAUGUUUGUUUACCAUUUAGCUCCCAGGCCUUAUGGCUGUACAUACAAACUUACUUGAAGUCCCCAUGCUUUCUUUUUGUACUAUAAUACAGUGGAUGUUGAGCAAAGUAACAACUUAGUGACAUUAUAUUCUUCUGCAUGCGGGGUUUGGAGAAAAUGAGGAAAACAUUAUAGAUUCUCUACAUUGAGAAAUGAUGAUGUGGCAUUUUCUCAUAUAGUCAUUGGAAGUUUAAAAUAUUUGUCUGAAAACAAAGUAAUACGUGGGGAUCUUACAGGAUUUUAUUUUAAAUCUGCCAUCUGUGUGGUACUCGGUGUUUCCCCUGAAGUCAUCCUGUUCACAGCUAAACAUAAAAACAUCCUGGCAUGAAGAUGAUUUCUGGAGUCUGAGACAUACUAACCACAACUUAGCAAAGCAAGUUGUCCUUCACCAUCAUGUACGGUUGGACUGUGGGCAGACUUAACUAUUGCAUCAACUAAUGUACUGUAGGAAUCCUGUGUUAACCUUGUACAUAAUAUAUAGCUAAUAAUUUAAAGUGUUAAUCUUGUACAUGCUGAUACAAAAAAAGCAAAAGGUUGGCUGGGAAUGGCACUUAGAUUUAAGAUCAUUAACCACCUUUUAUCUUCUUCAGUAAACUACAAACGUUCUUUUUAACCGUGUAAAAUAGAGUUAAAAUAGUUUACCUUGUGCUGUGAGCUUAGAAUGCAUUUGGUAAUUGUACUGUAGAAAAACGGAUUGCUGUUGAAAGGACAAUGAAGCCUGAAUAAAUGUUUGCCUCAUUAUGUUUUUUACACACACACACAUUUUCACCCUCCGUUCACAAACGAACUGCCGCAAAUCUAAUUCGGAUGAUCGAAUGAUUGCAUAAGAUACAUGGAAAAAUCCCCUCUGACAGUUCCUCUCUCAAAUUUAAAAUGUGAUACUUACCUAAAAAGGAAGAAGUAGAAGUAGAUGUUGUGACAUACUGUUAUUACAGUUAUCACACCUUCUUGCUUUUUUCUUAUCCUUGUUGAUAGAUACAGUUAUGCAGUUAUGCUACAGUUAUGUAAACUAUUUCUUCAGUUAGAAGAAAACUAAAUAGAUUUCAGUGUUUAUAUCUACUGUACCUCUUGUCAUUCUGACAGCUCUAGUCCAGAUAACUUAUUAUCCGCAUCCCAAAGAGCCUGCUCUGUUCUGCAUGUUUUGCGCUGUAAUGUCUGACUCAUAUUCUGCGGCAGUUAAACAAUGGCUGUAUGUGGUGCCUUGCCUUGGUAAAAUGCACAAAUUAAUUCAAUAUUGGAUUCUUUUUCUUUUUUUUAAGAAAUGGUUCUUAACAUUUAUGGGGAUUAGGAAUGAUGAAUUAAAAUAAAAGUGAAAGAGAACAAUGCUUGAUUGAGUGAAAUCAACUUAAAUAUUAGCAUGUAAACCAGAUUCCACUGUCAACUGCAGUCAGUCUGUACAUUCUUCAGUGUUACUGAGAUACAUGUAAGUUGAAUAUAUUUGCUUGUUGUCAAUGGGUUGAUUCCUAGGAACACAUAGCUCCUACAGCCAGAAAAAGGCAAUACAGUAUUUAAAGUCAAACAGUGCUCUCACACCAUCUUCUGGCUCAUGCUGGUAUUGCUUCUUCUUGUGACAAACCAGUGGAUACCAUCACCUUUACCAGGGGGUCAUGAUCUGGAGAUACUAUUACCAUCUAAGCUUAUCCAUAUGGUUCUCUUUGUCUGUCCUGGUUACAGAACUGCACCUGUUAAAAUCUACGAAGAUAAUGUUACAAAAAAGCUUUUGUUUGUUGAAAUAUAAAGAAAGCACACAAGUUCAAAAGGUGAAAUUAUAAUCAUAAUAUUUAACUAGACUGUUUCUUUUUUUAUUUAUAGACAGAAGUGGAGCAAAAGAUUUGAGUGCCUUUUGUGCACAACAUCAAUUUUUAUUGGACUUUUAUAUUUACUUUUUUUUACUGUAAUAUGUUGUCUAUUAGUUGUUUAUUAUAAACUGAUGUUGCUUUUUUAUCUUUGCUUUCUACUGCUACUCGGUCGUCAAAACCACAAUGAAUACAUCAUGUAAAGAUAUUUUACUCAUGAAUUACAAAAGAAUCAUGAUGAAACGCUCAUCUAUGUUUGGGCUGAAGACUUUGGCUGAUCGCUGAAGACUACUGUAUAUGCGAUUUACUGCUGAGGUUCAGUAGAAUCAUCUCAGAAUAUUUCUCUAAUAUUUUUGUUUUCCAUGUGAACUGCCUGUGCUGUGGUUGAGCCGUAACUUGUCAUUUAGCUCCUUCCCUUCAUUGCACUGAUGUUGGAAACAGAGGGACUGAUAUGGACCGUCCUCUUGCAGAGGUUAUAAGGCACUCUGUGCGCUCUCCUUCUCCCUACAUGUGAUACUACCAGACAUUUUCUUUCCUGGAAUAUAUGCUGAAAUGUGUAACACUGUUAGUCUGCUGACAUGAGAAGACAAUAAGUUAAUAUUCAAAAAGGGCAUCACAGUAAGAGAGCAGACCGUCAUGUGGGGACCGGAGUGUGAGUUGCUGUCACACUGUUAACCUUCUCUUUGAUUGUUUGUCUAGUGAUGCUGUUUGUUGAUGAGUGUCUGGUUGGUUGAAACCCUGUGAUGUAAUGAACACCAUACCACUGACUGGAUGUAGAAAACCCCUGCAUCCAAAUAAAACCAUUAUUUCUCUGUGA